Molecule: messenger RNA, 509 nt
Organism: Pieris rapae (cabbage white)
Lineage: Eukaryota; Metazoa; Arthropoda; Insecta; Lepidoptera; Pieridae
Exons: 4
Coding region: 1-384 (127 amino acids)
Source: RefSeq, a predicted model, not a curated record
AUGAAGGGAUUAUUUAAUAUGCACAUACUUAUAUGCCUAAGCUAUCUGAUCUGUUGUUUUGCGGCUCCAGAAUUUUCAUUUAAGAAAAUUCGCAGUGUGCCAACCCUGAAUAUAAAAAGUGACGACUCGCUGUUGCUUUCAAAUUUUGAAAACAUUGGAAAAGAUCCAACACUAACAAAUGAUACUGAGAGCUUUACAACAGAAGACUAUGAAAAUACUGAAAUUACCACAGGCGAAACUGAGAUGGACGAUACUACUACCCCUAGUUACGAAACCGAGUCCACUGAAUCAACGACAGAAUCACAUUUGUUAUUUCAACCUUUUAAUGAGAACAUACAAGAUUCCAUCAAUAGCCCAGAUCUUUUAGCAUCACUUAUUGGCUGAUACCUUCACCGCCUCUACAUACAACAUUACAUAUUUCUGUAUCAAGGAAAACUCGGAAGAACUCAGAGACAUCAUCCAGAUUGUACAUAUAAAAUGAGUUAAGCAUUUUUCCAUCGUCAUCAAAG